AUGUCGGCUCCCGGCCAGAAUAAUGUCGACUUCGACGCUCUCCUCGACUUCGGCGAGUACGAUAGCUUCCAGUCUCCUGCCUCAUUAUCACCAGCAGGCACAUCAAAGCCUACCUUCACAAGUCCUGUCAACCCUGUCGUCGCUGCCCCCGCCACCACAACUGCCCAGAGUUUGAGCGGUCCCAGUCACAACUAUGACAUGUACCGACAACAGACAGGCUUCGUGCCCGGAGCUAUCGCCAGCACAAUGGCAGUAAACCAGACCAACAACACUGGCUACCAAGACUUCCGCAGCAUUGACUACGCCUCUACAUUCAGUCCUGAGGCCGAUCUCUUCGACUUCAACACGUCUCCUUCUCAAGCUACUCUGGGCGCUUCGGAUAUGGAUAUGGACUUCGAGUCUCAGACCGAGUCGCAACAGUUCUUCACUGUUGACCCCAGCAGCAUCGAGCAGGAUAUGGACAACCUUCCAUCGCCGCCAGUCUUGCCUACCCAGACCAACAAUGUCGGUCGACUUUGGCCAGGAGCACACUCUCAGGCUGCUCUGGCCAAGGCUCAGGCUCAACAGCGACAGCAGCAGCAGAUCAUCCAGCAGCAACAGCAGGCUCAGCGACAAGGAUCCCAGCCCAAGUCUCGAGGCAAGGCCCCUCAGCCCAACGAUCCCAUCGUUGAGCAAAAGAUCACUCAGCUCCUCAACUCUAUGCGAGCCAAGCCUUCAAUGCCUGAGAGCCAGGCCACAAGCCCCAUGAACAACCUUCCUCGAUCCAAGAAGGAUGAAGAGGAGAUGGAUGAGGACGAGCGACUACUCGCCAGUGAAGAGGGCAAGAAGCUCAGCAGCAAGGAGCGACGACAGCUCCGAAACAAGGUUUCUGCUCGUGCCUUCCGUUCUCGUAGAAAGGAAUACAUCACUCAACUUGAGACCGAGAUUGCCAACAAGGUUAGCGAGAACGGUGACCUCCGAGCUCAGAACCGAGCUCUUAUGGACGAGAACAAGCGCCUGACAGACCUCACCCGCAUGCUCCUGUCUUCGCCUUCAUUCUCCAACUUCUUGGACAACCUCAGCAACAACCCGGCCGCCGCUCAGCAGACUCCUCAGCUCAAGGUCGAGCCUCAGCCCGAGCAGCGACAGGUGCCCAAGGACAUCAACCCCUACAACGCCCAGCAGUCUUCUCAGCAACAGAUUGGUAUGGCCAUGAUCCCUGAACAGAACAUGGACUUCUCCAUGCUCACUCUCGAUGGUUCUUUCAACUUGCAGCCUCAGGUGUUUGUUGUCGAUACUCCUGAGAUUCCUGAGGUCAUCGAUGCUGCUGUUCUCUCUGGCAAGUCAUCUAACUUCAUUGAGCCCAUCUUCGACUCUGAGGAGGAGAAGCUUGAGGUUCCUGCUAUCGAACGUCCCGUCGAGAAGCCCGAGGCCUCUGAGCCUGUCGAUGCCGCUCCUGUUGAUGUCGAGUUUGAGUCUGACCCCGAAUUUGCCCUGUUCCACACUGAAGCCGCUACCACCACCACUGAGUCACCCAAGGAGUUCGAUUCUGAAGGUCUGUCCCAUGUUGACAUCUUUGGUGGUGUCGAGUCUGAGAAGGUCCUUGCGCGCUUGGAACUUAUCGACGCCGGUGAACAAGAAUGCACAGCUGCCCUAGCUAUGUCUCGUGUGCAACGUCUCAGUGCUAGCUGUGACGCCGUGACAUCAAGGUUAGAGCUUCUUACUCUUGAUCUCCAGAAACUCUUUAUAGAAACUUGGCAGUACUACUUAUCCUUGGUAUCUAUGGCUGAUGAUAUUUCCCCACAAGGGUUGUCAACUUUAGAACGGUACAAGUAUAAACCGUUUGAGAACAACUAUUCCAUUCGCAUUUUGACGCUGGAGCCUGGCACUGGAGAUGACCCAUUAGUCGGUCAUCUUGGCUUCGAACACCUCGAUUUAAACCCGCAGUAUGAAGCUAUUUCUUACUGCUGGGGCACAGACGGUCGCUCUUCUGAGAUCAUCUGUGAUGGAAAAUCUCUCGCACUGACGAAGAGUAUUGAGGGGGCGCUUCGGCGUAUGAGGCAUGCUACGUCUCAGCGGCGUCUCUGGGCUGAUCAGGUCUGCAUUAACCAAGAUAAUAUCACGGAGCGCAGUCAGCAGGUGAGUCUGAUGAAUGCUAUAUACAAGGGAGCGCAACGUGUCUUGGUCUGGCUGGGUCCUGACAGUGACGGCGUCGCGCACGCGGCUAUGACUAUGAUACACUAUCUUGAUGGAGUCUUUAAUAAUGAAGAAAUGCAUAAUGAGUUUCGGAGAGCGCAUUCAGAAGAGCUUUUGAAACAGGACGCGAAGCCUUGGUUGCCCUUCUCGAAUAUGACAAGACUACCGUGGUUCAGUCGAAUAUGGAUUGUUCAGGAGAUUGGCACAGAUGCGCCGGCUACACUUUACUGGGGAGAAGCUGAGAUUGACUGGGAGAUUCUCUCUGUCUUCACACCAAAUAUCCGAUAUUUGUAUAAAAGAUUCGUCGAGCCCGAUGAAGAGUACGACGUCAACCAUAAUCGCGCAGCAUUCAUCUACGAGUUACAUCGUGCACGACACUUACUCUCCAAAGACCCUCGAGAUCACGUAUACGCCUUUCUGGGUCAUUUCUCUCUUGGCACAGGGAGUCAAAGUCUUACUGAGAUAGUGGCCGAUUAUAGCAGAUCCAUCGAGGAUGUCUUUUAUGAUGUAGCAGUUCGGGAACUGUCAGGCUGCGAAUCCCUUCUCGUCUUGUCUGCUUGUCAUGCUAUACCUGCGACGUAUAAGCGCAGGAUCAUGGACAGGGGCGAUCUACCAACAUGGACUCCAGACUGGCGCAUCGUGCCUCUUCAUCUCAUGGGAACGCCUGUUACGCCUCACAGAGCAUCAGGGGGCCUGUUACCAAGGCUUCGAAUCGAUAACGAAAGACGUGCUCUACAUAUCCGCGGUGUUCGGUUAGAUUAUCUCUGUCGACCUUCAUGGAUCUUCUGGCAUAAUGCUUUCCAGUUCCGUCGCAAUCGCAAUGCUUCUACUCGCCUUCCCAUCGAGGCUGUGUGGCGCGAUAUAUGUGGUGGCAACGCACCGUUUAAUCUACGAAAACGUUACCGCAAUGGCGAUUCGGCCUUUUUCGCUCUGGUACAGAGUUUAACAAACGGUUGUAUCGGGGCAGAUCGAUCGCGGCCAUAUGAGAGUAUUCCAAAGGAAGAAUGGCUUGCCAACGGUGCAGCGUAUCUUGUCCGCGCUUUGCCCAGACCUGGCGCCGUUAGUCCUGAGAUCAAAGAACUUGCUGAAACAGGGGAUGGGUUUAAAUGGGGCCAUGAGGCGACUCUUAUAACGAGGUAUCGUGGCUUUGCGAUCACCAGAAGAGGUUGGUUUGUGGUCGGUCCUGAUAUCAUGGAGGCUGGGGAUGUAGUUGUUGUGUUGUAUGGUGGUAGAACACCCUUCUUGAUUAGGAGGAGAGAGGGAGGAACGUGGAUGCUUGUUGGGGAGUGUUAUGUUCAUGGGAUGAUGAAUGGAGAGGUUUUUGAGCUUGAAGGGGUGGAAGAUGAAGAGUUUGUUAUACUAUAA
Fusarium coffeatum is the source of this 3540-nucleotide messenger RNA. RefSeq lists its product as uncharacterized. Lineage: Eukaryota; Fungi; Ascomycota; Sordariomycetes; Hypocreales; Nectriaceae. The transcript has 5 exons. Gene Ontology annotation, biological process: regulation of DNA-templated transcription. The coding region runs from base 1 to 3540 and encodes 1179 amino acids. Gene Ontology annotation, molecular function: DNA-binding transcription factor activity. The record is from RefSeq and is a predicted model, not a curated record.